Rhipicephalus sanguineus (brown dog tick) is the source of this 3078-nucleotide messenger RNA. Its product is annotated as myosin-10-like. Gene Ontology annotation, biological process: tumor necrosis factor-mediated signaling pathway; protein K63-linked ubiquitination; regulation of canonical NF-kappaB signal transduction. The transcript is spliced from 2 exons. The record is from RefSeq and is a predicted model, not a curated record. NCBI's taxonomy places the organism in Eukaryota, Metazoa, Arthropoda, Arachnida, Ixodida, Ixodidae. Bases 1 to 2211 code for a protein of 736 amino acids. Gene Ontology annotation, cellular component: cytoplasmic side of plasma membrane; plasma membrane signaling receptor complex. Gene Ontology annotation, molecular function: tumor necrosis factor receptor binding; ubiquitin protein ligase binding.
AUGGCAGACCCGGGAGCAAGGGUGGUGCAUAUCUUUAGCGGGCAAGUUGCCGCUGCAGAGAACUGGCCACCGAUCCGUCUUAAGGAGGUCCACCGACAAUUCUUCAUCUGUGCGCUCUGCCGCACUGUUCCCAACCGAACAGUCGUGCUGCCCUGCAGGCAUUGUUUCUGCGAUUCCUGCCACAGCGGAAUUGUUGAAGUUAACGGCUCUGUGUGUCCACUUUGCAACGUGGCAAUCAAAGAUCGACCCUGCAGGAAGAUCAACUUGCCUGCCAAGGAAGCUGGUAACUUGGAGGCCCUUUGCUUGAAUGACGGCUGCGACUUUGUGGGCAGCAUCGAAGAGGUAGUGCAGCACUACGAGAAGGAAUGCAAGUACCACACUGUGCAGUGUCCACGCUGCCAACGAAGAAUAUUGCACAGAGGCAUGGUAUCACACUAUCUUGGCGAGUGCAUCCGGCUGCGAGGUACGAAAUCAUCCCCGUCCUCCCAGAGCGCUUCUUGCGCAAGUGGUGCAGAACUUAACAUGCAAGAGCCUAACCUAACAAAAGACCCGUUGUCUACCAUUAUGAGACAAGUGAACGAACUCCUGGAACUAAAUAAAACCUCUGACUCUGCGCGUUUGCAAGACUUCAGCAGAGCAGUCACCACUUUUGAGGAUAGUUGUCUACACUUUAUGGAAAACAUCCAGGUGAGCAUCUCCUCCAUGGUUGCGGAACGAGUCAAUAUGGGUCUAGAAGAAGUAAAGGCACUGAUCAGAGGCCAGUGCAGUAAUAACCUGUCAACAGUAGAGAGCCAAGCGAACGAGUCUGUUGAUAAUUUAAGGCAGCACGAUGCCUCCAGAUCCGAGCCACUGGCACGUGCGCUUAGAGACUCUGAAUGUAGGCUUAAAGAUAUGAAAAAAGUUCAGGCUGAUCGCUCUUCUAGGCACACUGAGACGCUGGAGUCCCUGCAGAGAUCGACUGAUUCGCAACGACUGAAUGCGGGUCUAGAAGAAUUGAUGACGUUCAUCACAGAUCUGUGCAGUGGAUCUCUGUCCACAGUUCAGAGCAGAGUGAACGAACUGGUUGCACUUUUAGAGAAGCAUGAUGCCUCCCAAAAGCAGAAAAUUGCACAUUCACUUGAAUGCUCCGAAGAAAUUAAGAAACAAUUGGACACGUUGUUCAAAGAUAUGAUAAGUACGCUUAGGGACUCUGAAUCGAGGAUCAAGGAAGAGGUGAGUAGAGUUGAGGCUAAUAUUUAUCCAAGGCACAUGGGCACACUGCAGCUUCUCCGAAACCCGACUGAUUUUCAACCAAUGAGUGCGGGUCUGGAAGAAUCGGAGGCAUUCGUUCGACAUCAGUGCAGCGAUCCACUGUCAAGGAUUCAGAACCGCAAACUCGAUGCACUGUUAAGGCUAAUACCAAAAACUGUGUCCGACCUUGACCACUUAAAACGGGAACUGGCGAAAACUGUGGAUGCCUUGCAAAAUAAGGUAGAUGCACUUAGGGGACCCGAAAGGGAGCUGAAAGAACAAGUUGCCAGGGUUGAAGGCAAUGUCUCUUCGAGACUCGAAAAGACAGUGCGGUUUCUACAAAGAACAAUAGAAUCUUUGCAGCUGAAUUAUCAGUCUUCACAGAGAGACAGAGUGUCGGCUGUGGUCCCUCGGAGUGAUGCAGACAUCAUUCGAUUCAGCAUUGAAGAGCGGAUUAUCCUGCGGAAGCUGGACAGCUUUUCCCACGAAAUAACGAGCACCCUGGAACUAUUACGCCAGCAGAUUAACCGGGAUCGUGGUGAGCCAUGGGUUUCAGCAGUUUAUGAAAUUUACGAGCGUCCUUGUCGGCGCCUGCCGAGCAACAAUGCUGCAUUCUGGGUUCGUAUUACCCUGAACAAAGCCCGAAAAAAGCCAAGCGACCUCGUAGGAUGGAAUCAAUGGAUAUACAGGGAUGUAUACAUGAAGCUUCUGUUUCGCUCUGAUAGGAGUGCCAUCCAAGUUCAUGUAGACCUCGUUGACUUUUCGGGAAAUUCUCGCACAAGCGAAGUCACGCUAAAGGCACUGCAUCACCAUUCUCAAACAGAGACUGAUUUUGAGAAGGUUCACCAAGAGCAAUGCAAGAACUGUAGCGAAGAGAGCACUUCUCAUCUAAGUGCGGACUUUGAGAUCGAACGGGAAAACCUUCUUGGAGGCUUCAUCACGAAAAAUGGAAAACUAAAGCUGAUGUUUAAUUUUUCCUAAGGGCAACGCUGAAGCCACUUGUGCUCCAUGGACUUCUAGUCAAUGCACACACUUUCAUUUGAUGUAGUUGUUUGCAGUUUAGGACGAGUAUCCUUCACAUGUCUUCAUGUCCCUUUGUACAUCCCCAGUUUAGCUGAUACGCUUUAAUAUUUCGAUUAAGUCGUGGGAAAACAAUGUCUGCUUAAGUUUUUACUUACGAUGUGAGCUUGCAACGACGUGUACCUAGCCAUUGCUUAAAAAUGGCUUUAACUGCUUGCUUUUGGAGCUACUGUGCUAGUGACUGCUUUGCUUAGACGACAACUAAUGAAAGAUUCGCUGGAGUGUUCUGAGUUAAUGCAGAUGCACUGCCUACAUUCUUAAAACAAAUGUAUGAGAUCGUCAAACAUGAUUUGCGAUAUGGCAACCUAAUAAUCUGGGCAUAAAUGCAAGAUCUGCUAUAUUGCAACAUAUAGUGUGCAAUAUAAAUUUAGUGAAUAAAGUGCACGAGCGACCAAGCCGCCUAACGGCCAAGGAAGUCAAGUUGUGUCAUUCCUCAAGUCUUCGAGCUUAUCAUACUGCGUUGCCACGGCGGUGGAAAGACCGCAAACGACCCAUAGUGUUCAAGAGAGGCAAUUCAAAUGAGAAGAAGAGUUAGGAAAGGAAAAUAUUGUGUACCUAAAUGUGCUCCAAUAAAGCGUAGCACCAAGCCAGUUGUUUCCUGACGCAUUAUAACACUUUUCUGUGAAUCCAUCUCACCAACGUGACAUUUGCUAUAUGUAGGUAGGGCCUUUCAUUCUUGUACGCUCAUUUCUUUGUUUUUACGAUUGUAUUGAAACUUGCGCUUGUCUGUUUACUGCUCAUAUCUCACAAAUAAAAAUAAAUCCUGUG